GUGGACAACCGGUCUGUAGUCGAACGUUGACCAACAACUCAACGUUGAGGACCGUCGUGAGCUUCGUAUACUCUGAAGACUUCCGUUGUCGGGCCUGUUGAACGAACAUACGAUUUAUUCGAGGCCAAUGCUCAUCUUACCUGCAGCCUCACUCGUGUACCUCAUCGUUGGGGGAGGCGACUUGUUCAAUACUGCACGCCACAGUUGUCUUUCUGACUUUUACUACGGUACAUAUGGACAGGAGAACGUCUUCAUCGCAAGUCAAGGUUGUUUUAACCAACUCGACCUCUCGUCGACGCGUCCUACAGUCUUACCCUUAGGACCGCGACCAUGGGACGAUUCCCUCCUCAUCUGGCUCAACCGCGUUGCUGUCGAUAACAGUAUUGCGUCUCAAUUCGAUCACGCAGAAUUGACAGACUUUUUCGGAGGACUCGUCGCGUCUGCUGAAUCACAGGAAGCUGCUGGACAGCAGGUCUUUGGAGUAGAAGAGGCCCAUCCUGAUAUAGUUGUGGAUAGUCCAUACAUGAAACCUAACAAUGCAUUCCUUAAGCUCAGCCCGCGCCUUCUUCCCAAGUUCGAGGAGAUACUUCCCAGGUUCUGGAAGUACACUAUCCUUCCCGAGACACCGUUCUCCAUGAUUCCGGUGCCGGAGCCUGCGGUUGACCGUGUUAGGAAAAUUCUUGACUCUGUCAAAUUCAAUCCCGUCGUUGCGUCGCUCGUAAACAACAUUUCCGUCCCGCAGAUGCAGCAAGACAUCCGUUUUCUCACUGGUGAAGACCCGAAGUCCGAGAUCGUUACUCGGCACUCCUUUUCUGACGGCAUUAAGAUCGCUGCCAACUGGAUCAAAGGUGUCAUUGACGGUACAGGUGCCAGUUGCGAACUAAAGCCUUUUCUUCCUGGCUUUGGACCUAAUAUUGUUUGCUCUUAUACACCUACCGUGGAGACCAAUGAGACAAUCUUGCUGAGCGCUCAUUACGAUAGCCGUGGGUCAUUUGGCAAUGUCCGUGCACCCGGAGGGGACGACGAUGGUAGUGGGACGACCGCUAUUAUUGCUAUCGCUCGCACCGUCGCUCGCAAAGGUGUAUCUUUCAAGAAGAAUGUGCAACUCUGCUUGUUCGCUGGGGAAGAGCAAGGUCUCUAUGGCUCACGUGCCUAUGCUCGUGAACUGCGUGCGCAGAAUGCGAACCUCACACUGAUGAUACAAGCCGAUAUGCUGGCUUACCAUGUUCCUGGUGAACCUCCUCAGCUCGGCUUGCCUGAUCUUAUUGGUACUACCGAGGUCACGCAACUGGUAGCAAACCUUUCUGCAAUCUACAGCCCAGAGCUCAAAGUUGGCUUCACUCCAGCUUGCUGCAGUGAUCAUCAGAGCUUCCAUGAGCAAGGUUUCCCCGCCAGUCAAGUGUUCGAACGUGCAGGACCAAUCGCGGAUCCCAUGUAUCACAACAGCGUUGAUCGACUGAACACGAAGGUGAUUUGAGCGACCGUCCUGGAUACGAUCUUGAACAGGUCAAGUCCAUCGCGAAGGUUCAGUUCGCUACGCUACUCCAUUCAGCCGGUUUCGAGUUGCCAGAGAGCGAUGACUAGAUGUCGCUGAACAGAUACCCGUGGAACUUUGGAUAUGGACAAUUUGUAUUCUUUGCUGAUAUCUUGUCGCACCCGGACGCGUCGAAUCUAGACCUUAUUAUGUCCUUGCAUGUGAAGUCUCCGAAGCUUGUGUUAAUUUCCGGUCCCAUCGUGCCCUCUAUUUCUUUUCAAGCUCCCUUCCAGGGGACCUCGACCCCUGCAAUGCCGCGAACCCUUCCCGGCAUCUCCUUUCCAUGUAAGUCCUAUUGCUCUCCCUAUAAUGUGCGUGGAUCUUACUCAUUUUCUGACCAAUCAGUUCUGUCGGGCUGUACUCGGAAAUACAAUUUCCGAGAUGUAUGGCAAAAACUCUCACAGCUUGCGGCUGCAUCAUAUGAUUAUGCACGAUGUUGUGGGGGGCAGCGUUGUGCCGGUUAGCGACCAGUUGCAUCAAGUGAUUUAGUUACUACUGAGUUACUGCAUAACCCAACAAGAACUCAACUCGGGCUGGUUCCACAAUUUCCGGGGUCCAAGUCAUGUGCAUGAGCACUAACCAAUCAGAACACACGCAGCUUGGAAUUGACAAUAACAAGAGCAAAACUCGUGUUGUAACAAAUUUAACAAAAUUUGAUUAAUCACGUGAACGCGUUCUCAUGUGCUGGGAUACUGGGACUCCGAAACUCCUUCGAGUUCGGACAUUCGGCCUCGAUGCAACCAGUGAUAACUUGGUUACAAAGUUACUGUGAUAACUCAAUCACUGGAUAAUCACUGGCACAACACUGGUGGGGGGUUGACAAAAAUCUUUGCAACGAAGAACACGAACUCUCGGAGUGGCUGUCCAGCCCCUUAGAGCUCGGAUCUUACUGCCUUUUUGCUGGAUGUUUCGAUUUCGUGUCUUGGGUGUUGGAAUGCAAACAGUAAGAAGUCGCC
Molecule: messenger RNA, 2490 nt
Organism: Somion occarium
Lineage: Eukaryota; Fungi; Basidiomycota; Agaricomycetes; Polyporales; Cerrenaceae
Source: the annotation of a GenBank genome assembly